Cynara cardunculus var. scolymus (artichoke) is the source of this 975-nucleotide messenger RNA. RefSeq lists its product as uncharacterized. The record is from RefSeq and is a predicted model, not a curated record. Bases 186 to 821 code for a protein of 211 amino acids. The transcript is spliced from 4 exons. Lineage: Eukaryota; Viridiplantae; Streptophyta; Magnoliopsida; Asterales; Asteraceae.
AAACCAAGACCCCAAUAUAUUUCGGACCACAUAAUACGUUAGAGAAUCGGCACCCACACGACCAUACUAAUGCUCCGGCCAGAGAACAGACGGGGAUCCUCCGAUUAAUUCCGACCCAGUUUCAAGAUUGUGAUAGGGAUUGGUAACAAUUUAAGGAUUUCGGAGUUUUUUUUUGUCAAGGUGUGAUGGAAAUGGAGGUGAGGAGGAUAGUUGUGGUGGUAGAAGAGGUGGAGGUAGCAAGAACGGCUCUGGAAUGGGCGCUUCACAACGUUCUACGUUACGGUGAUUUAGUUACUCUUCUUCAUGUUUUUCCGGCGACGAACAACUCCGGCGGAAAAUCGCGUAACAGAAAGAAGCUCAGGUUGCUCCGAUUGAAAGGCUUUCAGUUGGCUCUUUCAUUCAAGGACAUCUGCAUUCAUAGUUUCCCUAAUACGAAGAUAGAGAUUGUUGUGACGGAAGGUGAUGAAGAAGGCGGAAGGAUCACGGAUUUGGUCCGGCAGAUUGGGGCUUCAACUCUUGUUGUCGGUCUCCAUGAUCAGAGCUUUCUCUACAGGUUAGCAAUGGGCCAGAAGAACAUUGGCAACAACUUCAAUUGCAAAGUUCUGGCAAUCAAGCAACCUACUUCACCAUUAACAACAAGUAGACCCACACCAUCGGUUUCAGAUGGUUCGACUUCAAGCAGCAUGGACUUUUCUCAAAUCGACAUUUCGACUUUGAGUGUACCUGAAGUUCUUCCAGCAAAAAUCCCAUAUCAAGUAUGUCCAGAUCCAUCAGCAAUUAUAUGGAGAUCAAGGAGAAGAAGAAAAGAAUGCCAUAAGUAGGAGGGAGGGAGGGAGUUGUAGACUAAAACACAUGGUGCAAAGUUGGGUACAUUUUGCAUAAUUAACACAUUUUACUUUUCAUAAUCACAAGUUUUCUUAGUUUUUUGCCCUUGCAAUUCUCAAUGCACAUAUACCAAUUAAUGUUUCCAUUCAU